AGCUAUGAGAAGGACUAUUAAGCUAAAAAGCAAGAAGAAAGAAGGAAGGCCCUUAGACUUGGAACAGUUCAGGCCUGCUCUCCGAAGGCAGUUGGAACUCAUUGAAGAGGGCAGGAGGGAGAGGAUGGGGAGUAGUGAGGAGAUGGGAGAAGAAACAGAGACAGGAGAAGAGACAGAGACAGGUGAGGAGACAGGGACAGGAGAAGAGACUGGGACAGGGACAGAGAGAGACAAAGGAAAAAAAUUUAAAAAAAAGCGAAGGCAACACAGAGGAGGGUGGGGUAAAGGUGGAAAGCGUGGAAGAGGAGGGAGGGGAGGAGGCCAAGGAGGGAGGGGAGGAGGCCAAGGAGGUAGAGGGGGAGGCCAAGGAGGUAGAGGGGGAGGCCAAGGAGGAACAGGAGGAGCCCCUCGUCCAACAGAUUCAUCAGCAAGUGCUAAAACUAUAAAUUAUUUUAAUGUUAAGUGUAGGAACCUUAAUUAUAGUUCUAAAUAA
This is a messenger RNA of Amphimedon queenslandica, 493 nucleotides long. Its product is annotated as H/ACA ribonucleoprotein complex subunit 1-like. The coding region runs from base 5 to 493 and encodes 162 amino acids. The record is from RefSeq and is a predicted model, not a curated record. The transcript has 6 exons. NCBI's taxonomy places the organism in Eukaryota, Metazoa, Porifera, Demospongiae, Haplosclerida, Niphatidae.